AAAGGGGGUGAGUUUUAAGACUUUGACAAUAUUGGUGGAUUACAUUUACUCGUACCGAAUGCAGGUUAGUAAGGUUAAUAUUGUAGAGGUCGUCACCCGGGCUAAAGUGUUAUAAAUUAUUUUCGCAGUUCAAGCUGCUGUCGAUAAAAUGUCGGAGCAGAUUACCGCUGAGAACUGCUAUGAGAUUUUGACAAUAGCCAAAAGGCAAUGUAUCGGUGAAUUGAAGCAGAAAGCCUACAAGCACAUGAGUGACAAUUUCUUGGAAAUACUGCAUGAUCCUGCUGUCUAUGGGCGUUUGACGGGAGGGGAGAGAGAGCUGAUUCUCACUAUGAGAAUGGAGGGAAAGAGGGCGUUGGUGGUGGCUGAAAUCAACGAGGUGUAUGACCGCGCCGGGAGCAGACCUCCAAGCCGUGAGAACAGUCGCCCCCAGAGCCCUCUAUCGAUGGUGUCCCUGGAGGAGAACCAUGUGAUUUACUACUACAACGAGGAGACAAAGGACUGGAAAGUGCUGACGAAGAUGCCGGAUGAAAUCAACACAAAGGGCUCUGGGAUAUGCACCAUGUACAAUUAUCUAUUCGUAGCAGGUGGAAUCAAAAGGCAGGACGACAAAGGCAAGGUCUCGGACAAGGUGUUCUGCUACAACCCUCUCACUGACAGCUGGAGCGAAAUACGACCGCUCACCCAGGGUCGGUCUCAGCUCAAACUGGUGUCCAUGGACGGGUACCUGUUUGCAAUCGGAGGGGAGUGUCUCUUCACGGUGGAGAAAUACGACCCUCGCACUGACAGAUGGAGCCCUGUGGCGCCGCUACCAAAAGGGGCGUUCGCUGUUGCGCACGAGGCAACGACCUGUAAUGGAGAGCUGUUCGUAUCCGGAGGCUCUCUCUUUUAUCGUCUGCUAAGAUAUGACAGUAGAAGAGCUGACUGGGAGGAAUGCCCGUUCAACAACAGCAGGAAGAAAUCCACCGACAUGGUGGCGUUCAAAAACUUCAUCUACAGGUUUGACGUCAACCGUGACUAUGGCGUCAACGUGUUCAAAUACAACACUGUGGUGAAAAUAUGGCAUGACAGUGCGUCCCUGGAGCAGACCAACCCCUUGCCCUUUCGCUGUGCUGUCAUUGGCAACACUAUUUACUGUGUGAACAAGUCCCAAACAUUGCAGUUUGUUGUGGAAGAGGAGAAUGAACAGUUUUUGCCUGAGGCAGAAGCACUCAAAGCACCUGUAGAGGCUAAAGGCGUCCUUGUUCCAUUUGUCCUGGCUCUGCCCAAGACAGCCUGAGACAGAAUAAUGAACAAUAUUUACUUAUUUUUGGAGACUCACUAAAGCAGCCUCAGAAAUGUCAUUUGAGGACAAAAUAUGUUGUGUUUGAUAAAAGAAUGAUAAAUUAAAUAAUUUGUCCAUUUUCAUGAACAGUAUUUGUAAUUCCUACCAGAGGACAGUAAUAUUGUGAUAGGCUUCUCUUAUCUUGCCUCUAUGGCUAUACACUUCAACAGCUCUACAGAAACAAUGUAGACUAGUGUAUAGACCUAGGUGAUGUCAAUAGGUAGAACUUUUUCAUCAACAGCACUGCCAAAGCAAUAUUUAUUUCCAAGUGUUUAUAAUUCAAUGUCAAUAUAACUAUUGCAUGAUUCAAAUAGUUUUCCUCUCUGAGAGUAUUACCUGUUAUUACUACGUGGAAACAUUGCCUUGUUCUCUCUUAGAGUAGAAAUAAAACGUGUAAGUCGCUUUGGAUAAAAGCGUCUGCUAAAUGUCAUAUAUUAUUAUUAUUAUAUUAUCCCUAUUGAUAUAAUAUAACCUAGCUACUAUGACUUUAUUACAGGGAAUGAU
Messenger RNA from Oncorhynchus gorbuscha (pink salmon), 1825 nucleotides. RefSeq names its product kelch repeat and BTB domain-containing protein 11-like. NCBI's taxonomy places the organism in Eukaryota, Metazoa, Chordata, Actinopteri, Salmoniformes, Salmonidae. The transcript has a single exon. Bases 149 to 1276 code for a protein of 375 amino acids. The record is from RefSeq and is a predicted model, not a curated record. Gene Ontology annotation, molecular function: protein binding.